Molecule: messenger RNA, 1546 nt
Organism: Rubroshorea leprosula
Lineage: Eukaryota; Viridiplantae; Streptophyta; Magnoliopsida; Malvales; Dipterocarpaceae
Source: the annotation of a GenBank genome assembly
AUCGUGACUUUGUUCUUCUUUCACUUCGUCCUUCUUCUGCACUUCGGCGUGUUUUCGUCGGGGCUGCCAUUUCUGAUGAUGUUUCUGAAAUUGCCGUGGGUCGGUCUCAAUUGGACGCUGAAGUAAUUAAUUAUGAAAUCUUAUGAGGUCUGGGUUCAAUUGAAUUUUGAAGUAGAGGGAUGAUAGAUGGCAUUAACCCUUCCAGAGUCGAGCGUAGCUGCAUAAGAAACGGUACAAGAGCCAGCCCAGUUAACUGCCCACACUUGCUUUCCUUGGCUGUCAUCGAGCCUAAACUGGCCAUCUGUUAUGGAGAUUUUCAGGAAUUGUUUUUAUCAAAUGCUGCAGUUAAUGAGGAACCCAAUGUUAUAUUCUGGUUCAUUGGACAAGAAGAUCUGAGCAAGGAAGGCCUUGAAGGUUUUCUGCAACAACAUUGGCGCCGUCUGUGGGAACCGAAUAAAAAGCUUCAUUUCCAUGUUGAUCCGGUUGAUUGGAGGGAGGAGAAAACGAUUGGUGAUAAUGAAAAUGAAGGAAACGGAAAUGGGGUUGGAGGGUGUGGUGAAGAAAGGCAUGGAGUUGGGGGAGAUGGCAUUCAACAAAGACGGUGGAGUCAUCAACUGGUUCUCCGCUCACAUGGCUGCUGCCACCCGCGCCAUCCGCUAAUGCCUCAAGCUCUCCAUCGCCGUCAUCAAAGUCUGAGAUUCCCGAAAUACCAUUAUCCUCUGCUCAUAAAGAACUACAGCCUCAGCUCUCAGCCGAAAGCUUGCCAGUCACGAACUGCAAAGGCCGAGAACAAAGUGCAGAACUCAACCACGAGCUGCAGAGCUCAAAUGCAGAAAUCCGAGGGGUCGAGCACGAAGUGCAGAGCUCAAACACGAGCUGCCGAGCUCAACCACAAGCUGCAGAGGUCAAGCAUGAAGCUGCAGAGCUCAAACACGAGCUGCCGAGCUCAACCACAAGCUGCCGAGGUCAAGCAUGAAGCUGCAGAGCACAAACAUGAGCUGCCGAGGUCGAGCACAAGGUGCAGGGGUCGAGCACGAAGUGCAGAGCUCAAACACGAGCUGCCGAGCUCAACCACAAGCUGCAGAGAUCAAACACAAGUUGCAGAGCACAAACACAAGCUGCCGAGGUCAAGCACAAAGUGCAGGGGUCGAGCACGAAGUGAAGAGCUCAAACAUGAGUUGCUGAGGUCAACCAUGAGCUGCAGAACUCAAACACUUGCUGCCGAGGUGAUAGAUUUUUGGAUGAAGAGAUCAAAGAACAAGAACUCAAAAUUUGAAAAUACAGGCAAGAUCCUCUUAUUGGAUAGAGGAAAAUACCAGAGUUUAGGCUAUGAUUUUGCUAGCUGGUGUCCAUUCCCAUCUUAUUGGGCAGAGCAAACACAGAGGGACGUGUUAGAUAUUAGUGGAAGUGCAUUAGUGUGAAGGGUUUCGUAAGUGUUUUGUCUGCUGGGAAUGUCUUCUGGACUAAGACGUCUUUUGAGAUUGGUUGAAAUGUAUAUGCGUUGGGGUACUGCUUGUACCCUGCUUAAUAAAAUUCAUCUGUCCAU